UAAAGUCAAGAGCUAUUAUUUCAUCCGUCGUCUCUACCAACAAUUGUAUAGUUUUCUCGACUUUAUAAAGCUUAAUCAAAGCAUCAAAUGCGACGUUGUAGCAAACCCUAUCAAGUGAAAUGUUCAUGUCUCUAAUUUCUAUAAACUUAUGAUAAGCUUCCUAUAUGACAGUGGCCAUGUAGUUCAGGGGCGGACCGAGAUCACCUCUCUCUCACCUAGGUGGCUUAGGUCCGCCCCUACUGAAGUUUCUAGCUUGCUAUCGUUAAUAAAAUGCAAAGGGUUAGGCAUAUUCAUGUCUUGCGGUGUCCUUCCAUUAUUGCAUAGUAACCACACACAUUCGGAUCAGUCCACACACAUACAUGUGACAUUUUGUCUGUCUCUGCGUGUGAGUGUGGACCCAACAUUUCUCCACUUUCUAAUCAUUUUCGAGGGAAAUGUAUGAUUGGGAGUCGAGACUUUAAGACUUUGAUAGAGAGAAGUUAUGAAAUGGUAUUAAACUAUUUCAUCUAUAUGAAAUUUUAAAAAGGGAAAAAUAUGGAAGAUUUAUGAAAGGUUUAUAAGAAAAUUUAAGCAUAACUGAAUGGGAAAAUUCCGUAAAAAUGUGUGAAUUAAUAAUGAAUGACAUUUGGUGUGUAUAUUUUUAAAAUAACAUUGCAUUUCUUAUAUUGUCUUCUCAAAGAGAAUUGUCAAUCUUUCUCAACAAUAAAUAUAAACAAAUUCCUUUAUCAACCUAAAUUUCAAAAUUAUAGUUCAAAUUAUUUGAGAUUUUACGAAAAAAAAAGAGUAUUAAAAUCCAUUUCUCAUUUUUUUGAGGAUUCUUGCCUAAAUAGGUGAUAAGUUGAAGGUUUAGUGUAUAUUCUACAAUGUUCACUUAUUAACUGCAGAUAAGAGACUUGUGGUUCACGUUUAGUGGAAGAGGCAGCCUCAGGCAGGUCCCUUCCAUCAUUAAAAAGGUAGGUCAAAAAGAUAAGAUUGUGAUUGUACCAACAAAAAGACAAGAAGCUUCACCGUCACCUACAGUAACAGCACUAUGCACACAUUUAUCAUCACAUCUACUAUAAAAAGUAGAAGAUUCUUCUACCACAAUUAGAAUUAGUCUAGUAGUCACACUUGAACUCUUUGAUAUAUAGCUCUACAUAAACAUGUUUUAGCAAGUAACACCUAAUCUCUGGCCAAGUUUCUGAGCUCUGGAUUUGAGGAUGAAGCUGACAACAGUUGUCACUUGCUUACUACUUUCUUCAUUGAUGUUACUAUCAUUAUUUACCUUCAACCAUCAGCCUCUUGAUGCUAAAAUCAACGGUGAAAAGGAUUCAAGAAAACCAAGGGAUAAGCUGAUAGGAGGGCUGCUUACUGAGGAUUUUGAUGAAGAAUCUUGCUUGAGUAGGUACCAUUCUUCCUUGUAUCGCAAGCCAUCACCUUACAAGCCUUCUCAAUAUCUUCUCUCCAAGCUUAGAAGCUAUGAGAUGCUUCACAAGCGUUGCGGCCCAGGCACAAAGGCUUACAAAGAAGCCACAAAGAAUCUUGGUCAUGAUCAGAAUCUGAAUACAUCUGUUGGUGAAUGCAGAUACAUUGUGUGGAUUGCUGUUUAUGGACUUGGAAACAGAAUACUUACUUUAUCUUCUCUGUUCCUCUAUGCUCUCUUGACUGAGAGAAUCAUUCUUCUUGACCAACGCACCGACAUAAGCCAUCUCUUCUGUGAGCCUUUUCCAGAGUACUCGGAGAAUCUAAGGACCAUGUACUGGGAAGGCCCGAGCUCAACAGGAGACAUGGUCCAAGUUUACCAACCAAGCCAAGAAAUGUAUCAGCAAACGGACAAGAAGCUUCACGACCAAAAGGCACUCGCUGAGAUUUAUCUGCUAAGCCUAACUGAUAAACUUGUCACAAGCAACUCAUCUACAUUCGGAUAUGUUGCUCAAGGACUCGGAGGAUUAAGGCCAUGGAUACUUUACAAGCCAAAGAACCAGACAAAUCCGUGUGUUAAAGCCAUAUCGAUGGAGCCAUGUUUCCUUAGAGCUCCGAUCUAUGGGUGUCAAGCUAAGACAGUGAAGAUCACCCGCUUUGUUAGGCCUUGUGAGGAUCGGCUCACAGGGCUUAAGCUAGUUGAUUUCGCUAAUGAAGUUUUAUUGUAAGCUCUCAUCUUCUUCUACAUACAUCAUUGUUACCAAAGAUCUAUAAAUAAAUUGUUUAUAACGUCA
Messenger RNA from Brassica rapa (field mustard), 2195 nucleotides. RefSeq names its product probable fucosyltransferase 8. Lineage: Eukaryota; Viridiplantae; Streptophyta; Magnoliopsida; Brassicales; Brassicaceae. Gene Ontology annotation, molecular function: galactoside 2-alpha-L-fucosyltransferase activity. The record is from RefSeq and is a predicted model, not a curated record. Gene Ontology annotation, cellular component: membrane; Golgi apparatus. Gene Ontology annotation, biological process: cell wall biogenesis; xyloglucan biosynthetic process.